AUGCCUGCACCCUCGGUAUCAGAACCAGAUCUAUUCGACACAGGUUCAACGUCACCGCCCGUUCCAUCGAGACCACAAUCAUCUCGACCUGCACAGCCAGCACCGAAGCCCACACCGAUCGCAUCACGGCCACCUCCACCGAAGCGCAAUAUGCCAUCAAUAUCACCCCUCAGCCUCAAGGCCUCACACGCAGCCCGCGAGGACGGCAAUGCACACUUCAAGCGCGGCGACUACUCCUCAGCUCACGAAUCCUAUACGACAUCCCUUCGGCACCUCCCCACCGGCCAUCCCCUCACACUAGUCCUUCUCACCAACCAUGCGCUCACAGCCCUGAAGACAGGCGAGCCCAAAACAGCCCUCACAGACUGCGACACCGCCAUCACACUCAUCGGAGCCUCCAAAGGCGAGGCCGAAACACUCGACUUCCUGGACAACACUCCACCAAAACCAAUGCGCGACUAUUACGGCAAAGCCUUGAUGCGCAAGGCGGAAGCGCUAGAGCAGAUGGAGAAGUGGGAACAAGCCGCUGACGUCUGGCGAGAAGCGGUCGAGGGUGGCCACGGUGGUGCUACUUCCAUGCAGGGUCGUUUGCGGGCUGAGAAAGCCGCACGGCCAAAACCUGUGGUUGCAGCAGCGCGGAAGCCGACUGCACCCUCGUCAGCAGCACCGCCCGACCGUCGCCCGCCCAUAAAAGCAAAACCAGCAGGCAAUUUUGCUGCCGUGUCCGCCCUACGCGCAGCCAAUGCCGCAGCGGAUAAAGCUGACGAUGAGCGUUUUGCACUGUACGAUAGCGUCGAUGCUCGGAUCAAGAGCUGGAAAGACGGCAAAGAGACAAACUUACGUGCUCUCUUGGGAAGCCUGGAUACAGUGCUCUGGCCCGAGGCGAACUGGAAGAAGAUCGGCAUGGCAGAUUUGGUUCUGCCAGGAAAAGUGAAGAUUCAGUACAUGAAGGGGAUCGCGAAGGUGCAUCCUGAUAAGAUACCGACGGAUGCCACGACAGAGCAGCGGAUGAUCAGCGCUGCGGUAUUUAGCGCAUUGAAUGAGGCUUGGGAUAAGUUCAAGGCAGAAAAUGGGCUGUGA
This is a messenger RNA of Cyphellophora attinorum, 1080 nucleotides long. RefSeq names its product UBA domain-containing protein 7. NCBI's taxonomy places the organism in Eukaryota, Fungi, Ascomycota, Eurotiomycetes, Chaetothyriales, Cyphellophoraceae. The coding region runs from base 1 to 1080 and encodes 359 amino acids. The transcript has 2 exons. Gene Ontology annotation, cellular component: vesicle; cytoplasm; intracellular membrane-bounded organelle. Gene Ontology annotation, biological process: clathrin coat disassembly; clathrin-dependent endocytosis. Gene Ontology annotation, molecular function: clathrin binding. The record is from RefSeq and is a predicted model, not a curated record.